Molecule: messenger RNA, 3747 nt
Organism: Drechmeria coniospora
Lineage: Eukaryota; Fungi; Ascomycota; Sordariomycetes; Hypocreales; Ophiocordycipitaceae
Exons: 2
Coding region: 1-3747 (1248 amino acids)
Cellular component (GO): plasma membrane
Molecular function (GO): calcium-activated cation channel activity
Source: RefSeq, a predicted model, not a curated record
AUGGUCGGCUCAAGUGUUGAUUCCCUUGCCAAGAUUGUCGAUGCCGCCUCGUUCCCCAUCCUGGUGCCGAGGCAAACGGCCCAGGCCGUCGGUCCCAGCCAGGGCGGGUCAGGCCAGAGUGCCCAGGGCAUCGGCAUCGUCAGCUUCCUCUCGGCGAUAGGUGUCGCCCUGGCCAUCUUUGCGGCCCAGAUUACCCUCUUCGUCCUGCUGCGUAAUAAGCUAGCUCGCGUAUUCAAACCAAAGACGUAUCUGGUGCCUGAGCGAGAGCGGACGGCGCCACCGUCGAGAAACACCGUGGCCAUGAUCUGGUCCCUCGUCAACUACAGCGACCGCGACCUCAUCAACAAGUGCGGCCUCGACGCCUACUUCUUCCUCCGCUACCUCAAAACCCUGCUGGUCAUCUUUCUCCCCAUCUGCGCCGUCGUCUUGCCCAUCCUCAUCCCGCUCAACUACAUCGACGGCCAGGGCCAGCAUGUCGACGUCAAGGACAGCGAACGAAGCAAUGCCAACAUCACGGGCCUCGACACCCUUGCCUGGCAGAAUGUGAGCAAGCAACACACGAGUCGCUACACGGCCCACCUCGUCAUGGGCAUCCUCGUCGUCAUCUGGGUCUGCACCGUCUUCUUCUUCGAGCUUCGCGUCUACAUCAAGGUUCGACAGGACUACCUCACCAGCGCCGAGCAUCGCCUUCGAGCCUCGGCCACCACCGUCCUCGUCACCUCCAUACCGAAAAAGUGGCUCAGCAAGGACGCCCUCGCCGGCCUCUUCGACGUCUUCCCUGGCGGCGUCCGGAACAUUUGGCUCAACCGCGAUCUCACCAAGCUGCUCGACAAGAUCUCCGACCGUCGUGGCGUGCACGCGAAGCUCGAGUCGGCCGAGACGGACCUCAUAAAGGCGGCGAAGCGGGCCCAGCUGAAGCGGAGGAACGCCGAGGAGAAGAAGAGCCGCAGGAAGUUGAAGGACGCGGCGCUCACCAAGGAGGAAAAGACGGCCCGCGACGCCCAGGAGGAUGCCGAAGCCCAACGCAUGGCCAACAGCGGCGAGGGAACCGACGCCGGAAACACGCACAGCGUCCCGCACACCGUCCGCGAUAGCAUGCGAGACUCGACGGCCGCUGCGCAAGACCCACCCCAAGAGAAUAGGCGCACCGGCGUCUUCCACUCCCGCUCCGUCAUCAACCCCCUGUCCAAGGUCGGCCGGGGGCUGAGAGGGGUUGCCACCAAGGCCGGCACCGAAGUCCACGGCACGCGGGGAACGGCCCAUGGCUUCUCGGGCGCCGGUCCCAUGGUCGAACGCAGGGCCGAUGCGGCACGCGCCUGCACGUUUGACGAGAGGCAUGCCUCGCCGCUGUCGCCGCAGGCCGACUCGUCGGAAGCUCGUACCACCCCCCGCUCGUCGCCUGCCUCGGCCUCGUCUGCUUCCGACUGCGCCGCGUCCGCGGCCAAGCAGCGGAAUGGUACGCGCACGCCGACGGGUGGAAACACGGUCCGGCCGACCCACGACGCCGACGACAUGAUUCUCCCCGGUCGGCCGAGCUUUUGGCAAUUCUGGAAACCCCCUGCCGGUGGCUACGCCUCUCCCAUUCCCCAAGGCGCCGCCCCCGAGGAGUUGAAAACGAAACGAGCCGAGGGGCCGCAAACGCCUUGGCAGCAGAUCAAGAGCGUCAUCCCCUUUGUCGGCGGCGACGGCGAGGACGAGGAAGAAAUCGAAUAUCCAUCGGCCCGCAACCCUGACCACGCCGGGGACAAAAACGGGGACGAUGGCGCAGUGUGGGCAAAGUAUCUGAAGAAGAGGGACCGGCCGACGCACCACCUGCCGCUCUUCGGUGUCGGCUGGUUGUUCGGCCUCCCCUUGAUCAGCAAGAAGGUGGACACGAUUUAUUGGUGUCGCCAGGAGCUUGCCCGGCUGAACCUGGAGAUUGAGGAGGACCAGAAGCACCCCGAGCGUUUCCCGCUCAUACCCUCGGCCUUUGUCCAGUUCAACCACCAGGUGGCCGCCCACAUGGCCUGCCAAAGCGUCGUCCAUCAUCUGCCGCGCCAGAUGUUCCCCCGCAUGAACGAGAUCUCCCCUCGGGAUAUCAUAUGGGAGAACAUGGCGCUCAACUGGUGGCAGGAGUGGGUCCGCUCCUUCAUCGUCGUCGGCACCGUCAUCGCCAUGAUCUUCCUCUGGGCCAUCCCCGUCGCCUGGACUGCGGCCCUCGGCCAGCUCGACAAGCUGAUCGCCGAUGCCAGUUGGCUAAGCUACCUGAGGGAAAACAAGAUGGUCGGGUCGCUCGUCAAGAUCAUCGCCGGUAUCUUGCCGGCCGCCACACUCAGUCUCCUGCUCGUCCUCGUGCCCAUCAUCCUCAACCUCUUGGCCGGCUUCAAGGGCGCAAAGACGGGUGCGCAGAAGAGCGAGUUUGUUCAACGCUUCUACUUUGUUUUCCUCUUCGUCCAAGUCUUCCUCAUCGUCUCCAUCGCCUCCUUCUUCGCCGCCUCCCUGACGGACUUGGUGGGAAACAUCAAGAAGCUCCAGUCCCUCGAGUCCGUCCUCGACCUCCUCGCCAGUAACCUCCCCCGCGCCGCCAACUACUUCUUCUCCUACAUGAUCCUCCAGGCCCUCUCGACCAGCUCCGGCACCCUCUUGCAGAUCGUCGCCCUGGCGACCUGGUUCAUCCUCGCCCCAAUGUUCGACAGCACCGCCCGCAGCAAGUGGACGCGGAACACGACGCUCGCGCAGAUCAGCUGGGGCUCCUUCUUUCCCGUCUAUACCAAUUUUGCCUGCAUCGGCCUCGUUUACUGCGUCAUCUCACCUUUGAUCUCGGUAUUCGCCAUCAUCACGUUUAGUUUGCUGUGGCUCGCCCAGAGGUAUGCGAUGCUCUACGUCAACAGGUUUGAGCUCGACACCGGCGGCGUCCUGUACCCGCGAGCCAUCAACCAGACCUUUACAGGAUUAUACUUUAUGGAACUCUGCAUGGCCGGCAUGUUCUUCCUCGUCGAGGACACGGAGGAGAAACGCACGUGCACGACGCAUGGUAUCAUCAUGAUAGUGGUCCUGAUGUUCACCGCCAUUUUCCAAAUCCUCCUCAACGUAUCCUUUUCGCCCCUGUUCCGGAACCUGCCCAUCACGUUCGAGGAUGAGGCGGUGCUGCGAGAUGAGGCCUUCCAGCGGGCCCAGGAUGCUCGGUUCGGUCUCGUCGGAGACCAGUCCUCUUGCGGCGACUAUGGCGAAGUCUUCGAUGGUACCGUCGAGACGCCGACUCGCCUGCCGGAAGACGAGAUGGACGACGAGCUAGGGCCGCUGGGCCCCCGGAGGCAAGGGAGCCAGCUUCGGGAACACGUCAAGCAGGUCGGCCACUGGGCCAAGAGCGGCGGCGGAAACCAACUUCGCAGGCUCAAGGAGAUGACGGAUCAUUCCAGAGCGACCCAGUACCGAAGGCAGCAGCGCCAGAAGGAUCUGGAGGCGCAGCGAGCCAUCGGCGACGCCCUGUACGGGGGCAUCCACGACGACAUCGAGGACCUGACGCCCGCGGAGCGAGACGUGCUGACGAAGCACGCCUUUCAGCACUAUGCUCUGCGCGCCCGGCGGCCGACGGUCUGGAUACCUCGGGACGACUUGGGCAUCAGCGAGGACGAGAUUCGCAGAACGCACAACUACAGCAAGCACAUUUGGAUCAGCAACGAGGGUACGGCCCUCGACAGCAAGGUGCGCGUCGUCUACGGCCAGAAUCCUCCCGACUUUUCCGAGGUGGACAUCAUCAAUCUCUGA